AUGAAAGAAAACGAAAGGAAAUGUUACAAGUGUGGAUGUUCUCCUGCUCAUGAUCGUAACAUCACCUUGCAUCGUUUUCCUAAGCCUGGGAGAACAAAUAGCUUACGAUGUGAAUUAUGGGCGAAGUACUGUUUUCCUCAUGACUCUUGGUGGUCACCAGAAUUUCAAAACAAGCUUCAUUCUAAGCAUUUAAUGUUGUGCACUAAACAUUUUAAGAAAUCAUCAUUCAUUGAUAAUUUUGGAAAGAGGCUAGUCAAAUCUGCAGUACCUGAUGAGGAAUGUGAUAAGAUCACAUUAGCUGACCAUAAUUUGGAACAAAGGAAUGUCAUUCAACAUAUUGCGGGUCCAUCAACUACUAAACAACCACUGUCUAAAAAUAUUCAGAAGACUAUAACUGUUCCAAAUGUAUUUGAGCCGGUUGCGGGUCCGUCAAAAUGUAUACAACCCUUGUGUGAGAAUGUGCAUUAUAAGACCAUUCCUGACAAAACUAGUGCUAUUCCUCAAGUAACUGAGAAUAUCAACCCUGUUGCUACUGCAAAUCCAUCCACGAAAAACAAAAAAGGAUAA
Molecule: messenger RNA, 567 nt
Organism: Parnassius apollo (apollo)
Lineage: Eukaryota; Metazoa; Arthropoda; Insecta; Lepidoptera; Papilionidae
Source: the annotation of a GenBank genome assembly